AUCCGUCAAACUGUUUUUGGCAUAAUUUUAAGGUUUAUCGAUUAAUGAUUUUUUUCUGGUCGUCGGUCGACCUGCUCUUCUUCCUCUCUCCUCCUCCAACUCAUUUAAGUGAACGAAAGAAGAGGACGAGCUACAGACAAUGUCAAACAUCACGCCGAAAUCAUACGAGUCGCGGAUGGCGACGCACCCGUCGCCGCUUGCGCGCAGACUGUUCAAGAUCAUGGUCGAGAAGCAGACGAACCUGUGCGUGUCGCUCGACGUGUACAGCAAAGCCGAGCUUCUGCAGCUCGUGGACACGCUCGGUCCGUACGUGUGCGUGUUCAAGACGCACGUCGACAUCGUCGACGACUUCAGCUACGAGUCCGUGGUCGAGCCGCUGGUCGCGCUGUCGAAGAAGCAUAACUUUCUGAUCUUUGAGGACCGCAAGUUUGCGGAUAUCGGGUCGACUGUCAAGUCGCAGUACACGUCGGGGAUUUAUAAGAUUGUGCGGUGGUCGCACAUCACGAACGCGCACGCGCUGCCGGGGCCGGGGAUUAUCGACGGCUUGUACGCGGGCGCGAAAGAGGUGACUGACGACGAGCGCGGGCUGCUGCUGCUCGCGGAGAUGUCGUCCAAGGGCUCGCUCGCGACGGGCGAGUACACCGACAAGACGGUCGCGCUGGCGCGCGGCAACACCGAGUUUACGUUUGGGUUUAUCGCGCAAAACAGGCUCGGCGAGCCGGACGAGGAUUUCGUCAUUAUGACACCCGGCGUAGGGUUGGACGCCAAGAGCGAUGGCUUGGGACAGCAGUACAGGACCGUGGACGAGGCUGUUAGUGGGGGGUCUGAUAUCGUGAUUGUUGGGAGAGGGAUUAUUGGCAAGGGAAGAGAUCCGAUCGCGGAGGCGAAGCGGUACAGGGACGCGGGAUGGGCCUCGUAUCUUGCGCGGUUGAAGUAGGAUGACUAUUGUGCUUAAUAUACGGAGAAAUAAACAAACA
Molecule: messenger RNA, 977 nt
Organism: Myxozyma melibiosi
Lineage: Eukaryota; Fungi; Ascomycota; Lipomycetes; Lipomycetales; Lipomycetaceae
Product: orotidine 5'-phosphate decarboxylase
Exons: 1
Coding region: 140-937 (265 amino acids)
Biological process (GO): 'de novo' pyrimidine nucleobase biosynthetic process; 'de novo' UMP biosynthetic process
Molecular function (GO): orotidine-5'-phosphate decarboxylase activity; orotate phosphoribosyltransferase activity
Source: RefSeq, a predicted model, not a curated record